GCCUGGGCCGUGUCAGCGCUUCUGGCCUCCGGCAGGAAGCGAGCGGGCUGCGGCCGGGCACGCGGCUCUGAAGUACGGACCGACGUUUGGCUUACGGACAGAAAUGGGGAGAAGGCACGGCGGAGGCAAAGAGAAGCGAGGGUGGGGCUACCGCAGGCGCUGCCACCGCCCCCCUCGGCACCUGAGAUCCGACGGCAGUCGUUGGAGCCGCAGGCCUGAAGAGGAGGAAGCACAAAGCCCAGUGAAUGCAGGCCCCAGCUACAGUGGACAUCCUUCUUCUUCCAGUUCAACACAGAACUCUGCAGUUCCAGAACUGCCAGGAUUUUACUAUGACCCAGAAAAAAACCGCUAUUUUCGCCUCCUGCCUGGACAUAACAACUACAACCCGCUCACCAAGGAGAGCAUUCAGUACAAGGCUAUGGAGAGUAAGAGACUGAAACUCUUAGAAGAGGAAGAACAACAAAAGAGGAAAACAACAAGGGCUGGACUGAACUCAUCUGUGCUGUUACAGAAAAGGCAGCUAGGUUUGCUCAGCUCCACAAGUUAUUGCAGGCUGGUCCAUGAACUAAAAGUGAACUGCAUGCAGAGGAGGAAGAUAGAAAUUCACAGUCCAGAUUCCUCAGUUGCUGGAACCAACAAUUUUAAAAUAAUUGUGGCAGACGUUGCUUGUGAGCGGAUAUUUACUGUGAACGACGUGGAGCAUGGAGGAUGUAAAUACGGUAUCAUCAACCUCAGCGGUUUGGGGAAGGAGUCUCUCGCUGUGGAGAUGUAUGACAACCUCUACUUCACCAACCGCAAAGUGAAUUCUGUGUGCUGGGCGUCAUUGACUCAUCCAGACUCUCAUGUUUUGCUGUGUCUCAUGGGAAUUGCAGAAACUCCAGGCUGUGCCAGUCUGCUUCCAGCAUCAUUGUUCAGCAGCACUAAUCCAGGAGAUCGACCUGGAAUGCUGUGCAACUUCAAGAUAUCUACGGCCUGGUCCUGUGCUUGGUGCCUGAAUCCACAAGCAGACAACUGCUUCAGCACAGGCCUGACACGACGAGUUCUUGUGACCAACGUAGUGACAGGGCACCGACAGACAUUUGGAACCAGCAGUGAUGUCUUGGCACAACAGUUUGCCACCCAGACCCCAAUGCUGUACAAUGGCUGCCGUUCAGGUGAAAUUUUCAGCAUUGAUGUACGUCAACGCAACCGAAAGGGCCAGAACUGGAAAGCAAUUCGUCUCUUCCAUGACUCAGCAGUUACAUCUAUUCGCCUUCUCAAGGCAGAACACUACCUUAUGGCAUCAGAUAUGGCUGGAAAGAUAAAACUGUGGGAUCUGAGAACAGCAAAGUGUGUGAAACAGUAUGAAGGUCAUCACAAUGAAUAUGCUAUUCUCCCUUUGCAUGUAAAUGAGGAGGAAGGACUUUUUACAGCAGUUGGUCAGGAUUGCUACACCAGAAUUUGGAGUCUUCAAGAUGCCUCUCUGCUUAGAACCAUUCCUUCUCCCCACCCAUCCUCCAAAGAUGCUAUUCCCAGUGUGGUGUUUUCUUCGAGACUUGGAGGUAGACGAGGAGUUCCUGGCUUGCUCAUGGCUGUCAAACAGGAUCUUUACCACUUCUCCUAUAACUGACACCACUGAUACUCUCUUCUGACCCAGUAUAUAAUGCUGCUAGCCUAUACCUGACUUGGGAAUGUUUACGCACAUGUUGUUGCAUAACUACAUGCCACGUUUGCAUCUGCUUUACCUGAGAAAUUCCAAAUUUCUGUCAGCAGGUUUGGCAAAUCUUGCUGUAUACAUCUCAGGCAUUUAGUUAAUAAAAGCUGAAUGCUGAUUACUA
Lagopus leucura (white-tailed ptarmigan) is the source of this 1817-nucleotide messenger RNA. RefSeq names its product DDB1 and CUL4 associated factor 4 (gene DCAF4). The transcript has 13 exons. Gene Ontology annotation, cellular component: Cul4-RING E3 ubiquitin ligase complex. NCBI's taxonomy places the organism in Eukaryota, Metazoa, Chordata, Aves, Galliformes, Phasianidae. Gene Ontology annotation, molecular function: protein binding. The coding region runs from base 104 to 1609 and encodes 501 amino acids. The record is from RefSeq and is a predicted model, not a curated record.